Messenger RNA from Arabidopsis lyrata subsp. lyrata, 764 nucleotides. RefSeq lists its product as uncharacterized. The transcript has 4 exons. The coding region runs from base 209 to 598 and encodes 129 amino acids. Gene Ontology annotation, biological process: intracellular protein transport; endoplasmic reticulum to Golgi vesicle-mediated transport. Gene Ontology annotation, cellular component: endoplasmic reticulum membrane; endoplasmic reticulum. The record is from RefSeq and is a predicted model, not a curated record. NCBI's taxonomy places the organism in Eukaryota, Viridiplantae, Streptophyta, Magnoliopsida, Brassicales, Brassicaceae.
AAACCGAUAAAUGGAGAUAUUGGGCCGGAAGUGAGCACAUAAAGUAAGAAAAUGACUUAAUUAGUAAGAAAAAGCCCAAAGGUUAGACACGUGUUCCACGCGUACGGUUCGUUCGUCUAUUAUUAUUCUUCGUCUACUUCACACGAAAUUCAAGAGAGAGAGAGAGAGAGACUCAAAGAAAGAGAGAUCCAGAAGAAGACGAACAACAAUGGCGUUGCAAUGGCUGAUUCUGACGUAUGUGGUGGCCGCCGAAGUAGUAAUCACCCUCGUGUUGACUCUUCCUUACCCUAUGCUGCUUAAGAAACGUGUCGUACAACUUGUCUCGUUGAUUCUCCAACCUGCUGCUUCCAUCGUCGCUUUCGCCGGAUUUCAGCUUCUCGAUAUUUACUGGAAAGCUGAGCAUAGACUAUCUUGUUCAUCUGAGGUAUGCACUGCUACAGAACGUGAUCGCUACGAGAAAUCUAUCUACAAGGCUCAGAGGAAUGUGGUUCUGUGCGCUGCAGGAAUUCUUCUCUACUGGUGCAUCUACCGCAUCUGCAAGUACAACAAGGACCUGGAACGCUUGGAGGCAACAGAGAAGAGAUACAAGGAAGAGUAAUAAAUUUCACGAGUAUAGGGAGUUGGUUCCUCAAAACCAUUAUUAUAUAAGUAAAGCUUUUUUUUAUUGCAUUUUUGCAUUCAAAUAUUACUGAACCUGAACGAAACUAUGAGUAUCGUGAACAGCCUUGCACACUAUAUUGUCAGUAUUCAUUCCUUUCUGCAUC